AUGUCAACUACAACACAUGCACGCACCUUUUCAACGCCAUAUCGAGAAGGAGUCGAGCUCCGGAUUCAACACCACGUUCCCCCAAAGCCGUUUGGCAGCGGCCACGGACCAUGUCCUCGGGCCAAAGUUGCGAUCAGCCAAAGACAAAUGUAUCACGACCGUGUUGACUUUGCCCUGGACCACCCGCCCUUGGAGACGGAGCCGCCGAGCCGUGAGGAGCACACCUUCACCAUCACGGGCACAAAGACACUGAGGCGUCCCGGGCUCGACCCCGGCGGCGCGCAGGUGGUCAGCGGCUACUUCGAUGGCGACAAGGAGGUCGUCUGUCUGGCCAAAAUAUACGACGGCGUGUACUACCCGUUGCAGGAUGAAGACGGUCUUUGGCUUGAGUGGGACUGCAUGACGCUCGCCGACGUCGACUAUGCCAUCGAGACCUGGGCUUAUGGAACCAUGCAGCCCGUCGAAGGAGUGGGCGCGAUGCUCGUGCCUGAGUACCACGGUGCUUGGACCUUCUCGCUCGACACCGAUCAGCCUGGCAUCCGUCGAUGGGUGCGCAUGCUUCUUCUUGAGCUCGUACCUGGCGAGACUAUCUUCGACAAGAUUCCCAAGGCCAAGGAGAACAAGGCCGUCCAAUACUACCUGCUGCCCGACGAGGAAACUCGUCUCCGCGUCCUCAAGAACACCUUUGAGGCCUACAUCUCCAUUUGGUGGGAUGCCGAGGUGCUCCACAGAGAUCUGGCGCCGCGCAAUGUCAUGGUUAAGCCUGACGGCAGCAUCGUUUUGAUCGAUUUCGACCGCGCCACCGUUUUCCCGUUCUACUAUCGCCCGCAUCAAAAGUACAAGGACGGUGCCCCUCCGGUUCCCCACUCGCCUAUCGAGCAAUUCUGGCCUUUCUCCCCUGGUUGGAGUAUCGUCACAAACCGGGGCUCAUGGGCAGAUUGGUUUCCGCAAAGUUGGCUUAUGAACAGAGAGUUCGUCGCAGAGUGGCUGUUGGAGACAUGGGGAAGUCCGCCACCAGGCAAAUACGCGCCCUUGUCUAAGUACUUUCUCGACCAUCCGGCCCACGCUAAGAGGAGUAGGAAGUUGCAGGCGGCUUUGGAGAAGCUGGGUCGCAAACCAGCCAAGGAGUAA
Messenger RNA from Parathielavia appendiculata, 1131 nucleotides. RefSeq lists its product as uncharacterized. The record is from RefSeq and is a predicted model, not a curated record. NCBI's taxonomy places the organism in Eukaryota, Fungi, Ascomycota, Sordariomycetes, Sordariales, Chaetomiaceae. The coding region runs from base 1 to 1131 and encodes 376 amino acids. Gene Ontology annotation, biological process: protein phosphorylation. Gene Ontology annotation, molecular function: protein kinase activity. The transcript has a single exon.